AUCCCGCCCCGCCCCCAAUUCAGUCUUAAGAGCGGCAUACUUGUGCCCGCGAAACACCCUGAGGUACGUUGCAAAAAUAUCAUCAAAACAAAUAAAACGAUCCGGGCAUGAAUACAAAAGAUGACGUCUUUUACGUGCUGGUGAUGACUAAUCAUUUUAAAGCCCAACACAUGCUUCUGAAAGAUACUAAAACACAGUGUUCAGACUACGUUGUUCAGGCCUUUACAGUGCUUCGAUCUCGGUGUCUAGUCACAGUGUCCAGAUCUGUAGAAACAGAAAAACAGUGUAUAGACCUUUCACAAAUCUCCAAAUUUGUGACUUCUCCACCGGGCAUCAUGUCCACAACAUCAUCUUCAUCACCAUCUUUGUCCCUCUCUGUGGACAAUGUACAGAGGCGGUUAUGUGAUGAGCUGUUAAGUAUUAGCAGCAAUGCCUCGUGCGAUAUGGAGUGGAGAUGGAGUGGCUAUAGAACGGAUGGACAAAGCGAACAGAUCGGUUGUGGCAUGUGCUGUUUGUCCUUGUCCAACAGCCUCCAAGGGAUUUUUUGCCCUCCACUGCCAGGUCAAGUUCCUGUCGAGCCAGCAGAGACUUCAAAUGGCCUGACUGCUUACGGUGCCUUGGAGGCUUCUUCUGUGAUCAACAGCUCUACAGAAAAACCUACACAACACAGGAUGAAGAAAGGAUUUUGCUCUUUAUUGAAGAGGAUGUGGAAGUUUAUAAAGCGUCCUUUCCGCAGCUGUUUCUGCAGUAGUGCUGUGGAUGUUGUGGAGCCAUUUGUCCCUCCACCAGAUCUGGACGCAGAGCCUAAUCCUGUGCCAGAUCACGUAGGCGUCAAGCCAAAUAAGGGUAACAUCAUUUUAAACAGUAUUGUCGUCUUGUUUUCCCACUAA
Molecule: messenger RNA, 890 nt
Organism: Megalobrama amblycephala (Wuchang bream)
Lineage: Eukaryota; Metazoa; Chordata; Actinopteri; Cypriniformes; Xenocyprididae
Exons: 3
Coding region: 108-890 (260 amino acids)
Source: RefSeq, a predicted model, not a curated record